AUCCUUGCGCGUACUUGUCAGUUCCUUUAUCACUCGGCUAUCGAUCAAAACAACAAUUACUGCGCUCCUUAUCAGUGGUUGGUGAAAUUGAUGAAUUCUUUUUGAAUUAGCAGCUUCGUGGCAGUUUUGAAGUUCGGUAUUUUGCAUUUAUGGUGGGUGGAUGCUGUUCGCGGUUAGAAUUGAUAAGGUUUUUGCAUGGACAAUUUGUGAUAAGCAUCUGCAAGACUUUUUUCUUCCUCCAAUGUUGGUCCAUUUUUCCCAGUGACGAAGCGCAUAAAAAGCACUUUUGGCGAAAAUCCUACUACUAGAAACGAUAGACUAGUGUGAGUGUAUGGCGGAAAAAGCUCUGCUAGUGAUAAGAAAGUAUAUCAAUGGAUGCUUAUGGAAGCAAAUAAUGUUGUGAGUGAUAACAAACUGAACGUUCCAUAUGCGCGAAUCUGAACUCAUCGUAAAUUUUGGUGGUGAAUUUCUCGGAAAACGGGCUUCAGAAUUCGGUUGCGGUGUUCCGAUGAUAAGAAAUAAUUUCGCCGCAUAUUUGCGUGUUCUCAAAUCAUAGACCAGGGCCAGGACCAGGGCGCCUGCAAAAGCUGCCUGAUAAAAAGUUGCAUGCUGAUACACAGAAGAGAAUGAGAGCGCCCCUAAUGAAAGCUUCCGAGCAUGCGUCCUGUUUAUCAGCAUUGUCGCGAUGAUAAGAACAUAUAAACUGGGAGGUGAUCGGUCUUAUCAGUUCACGAAAUUUUCGGAAAAUUUUCUGCUAAGUAAAGUGCCAUUUUCCCAUCACCCAACACAAGUUCAAUGUUGAAAAAUAAUUGUUAUCGGUUCUCAUCUUCUUCACUAACAAUGUCCAACACCCUGAAGAGUAUCAACAAAUAAAAGCGAUACAAAAAUGAAACAAUUGAUGUUGAUCAUCAAGAUAGAUUUUAUUUUGUGUUUGCUGAAUUUGCUGUUUUCAAAAGUAGAUGCACGAGAAUACUCUCACCAUGGAAGAAAUCACCAACGUUACCGUUACUAUAGUGUAGAUGAUUGUGGCCAUGAGAUAAAAUUCGUAGAGAAGCAUGGCAACCACAGUACGCGCCAUAUGGCCAGUUAUUUGUGCCAAAAUAAAUUUACUUUUAAACACAAACGCCACGGUUUGCAGCAGAUGCAUCGAAACAAUUGGUACUUUGUGCGACACAACGAGAAAGGGCCAAUCAAGGAGGAGCUACGUAACGUUAGUAAGUCACCGGGCAUGAUCCACUGGCCAGUCAAGCGGGAGGCCGUUGUCGAAGGCGAUUUAAUUCUGGGUGGGCUGAUGAUGGUUCACUCUCGCGAAGAUUCGGUAGUCUGUGGUCCGAUCAUGCCUCAAGGUGGAAUUCAAGCACUGGAAACGAUGCUGUACACCUUGGACAAAAUCAACACCGAAAACUUGAUCCCUAAUGUGACAAUCGGCGCGCACAUUCUAGACGAUUGCGACAAAGAUACGUACGGCCUGGAAAUGGCGGUAGAUUUCAUCAAAGGUUCCAUUAGCAAUAUCGACGAUGCCUCGGACUACAACAACUGUAGCCGGGGCCACAAAAAGAAAGUCAUCUCCGGAGUUGUCGGAGCGGCCUCGUCUGUCACUUCCAUCCAGGUUGCCAAUUUGUUACGUCUUUUCAGGAUACCACAGGUAUCGUUCUUCUCAACUAGCCCCGAACUGAGCAAUAAACAACGGUUCGAGUACUUUUCUCGGACCAUACCUUCAGAUCAUUACCAGGUUAAGGCAAUAGUAGACAUCGUGCGAAAGUUAGGAUGGAGUUAUAUAUCUAUAAUUUACGAAGAAAGUAAUUACGGCAUUAAGGCGUUCGAGGAAUUGGACGAAUUAUUAUCCAAGUACGGCAUUUGUAUAGCAAUCAAGGAAAAAUUAGUUAAGGAUUCGGGAGUAGCCGAAAAAAUAGCAUAUGAUAAUAUCGUCCUCAAACUGUUGACGAAACCACGCGCAAAAGGUGUCAUCAUAUUCGGCUCCGAUCAGGAAGUAGCCGAAGUGAUGCGCGCAGUUCGCCGCCAGAACGUUACCGGUGUCUUCUCUUGGAUAGGAUCCGAUGGAUGGAGCGCUCGAAAUCUCGUGUCUGACGGCAACGAACCGGAAGUAGAGGGCACGUUGUCGGUACAACCUCAAGCUAAUCCGGUGAUCGGGUUCGAGGAAUACUUUCUUAAUCUAACCGUGCCAAAUAAUAACCGGAAUCCCUGGUUCGUGGAAUUCUGGGAGGAUCACUUCCAAUGUAAGUGGCCGGGAUCACCUUUAACCCCAUACAACGAGAAUUACUCCAAAUCGUGUAGCGAGACCGAAAAAUUAUCGAAGCACGAUCUAGAUUUCGAGGAUCAGCUGCAAUUCGUCAGCGAUGCUGUGAUGUCGUUUGCAUACGCGUUCAAAAAUAUGCAUCAAGAACUCUGCAGUGGAAGGCCUGGGCUGUGCGAUGAGAUGAACCCUACCAAAGGAGCGGAUUUGUUGAAGUACCUACGCAGAGCUGAUUUCGUCGGUCUCAGUGGCGAUAGGUUUAACUUCGACAACAAUGGCGACGGGCCAGCUCGUUACAAUAUAAUCCAUUUUAAGCAAGUCGAACCGGAACGAUUUAAAUGGAUUAAGGUGGGAGAAUAUUAUCAGGGCGAACUUCGACUCAACAUGGAAGAUAUUCAAUUCGGAAACAAAAAUCCAAAUCCUCCUGAAUCAGUAUGCAGCAGACCAUGUGAACGCGGUCAGGCUAAAAAAUACGUUGAAGGAGAAGGAUGCUGUUGGCAUUGUUUCAAUUGUUCCCAAUAUCAGAUACGUAAUCCUGCAGACGAAACACAUUGCAUAAACUGUCCACGGGGCACCAUCCCGGACAUCUAUCACGAAAGCUGUCAACACAUUCCAGAAGACUACCUGAAACCCGAAUCUCCAUACGCCAUCGGUGCUAUGUCUUUCAGCAGCCUUGGAAUCCUUAUGACUCUGUUCGUGGUCGGAGUCUUCCUAAAAAACAACGAUACUCCAAUCGUACGGGCAUCAGGCAGGGAGCUGAGUUAUGUUCUCUUGAGUGGCAUUCUGUUGUGUUACGGCGUCACCUAUGCCUUGGUCUUCAAACCGAACGAUAUUGUUUGUGGAGUUCAAAGGUUCUGGUCUGGGUUUUCCUUUACCGUGGUAUACGCUGCACUGUUGACAAAAACCAAUAGGAUAGCACGGAUAUUCAACGCCAGUACGAAGUCUGCCAAACGACCGUCGUUCAUAAGCCCACAUUCCCAGCUUGUAAUUUGCGGAAUACUGAUAUCUUUUCAGAUUCUGAUCAAUGCAGUUUGGAUGGUGGUAUCACCUGCUCACGCCAUGCACCAUUAUCCUACGAGAGAAGAUAAUCUGCUGGUGUGUAACUCCUACACGGACGCAUCCUACAUGAUAGCGUUUUUCUAUCCUAUAUUUUUAAUCAUCGUGUGCACAGUGUACGCGGUCCUAACUCGCAAAACACCGGAAGCAUUCAACGAAUCUAAGCAUAUAGGUUUUACUAUGUAUACUACAUGCGUUAUAUGGCUAGCUUUCAUUCCGUUAUACUUUGGAACGGGAAACAAUGUUCAACUUCGCAUAGCUUCAAUGUCUGUUACCAUAAGUUUAUCGGCCACUGUCACUUUAGUCUGUCUGUUUUCACCAAAGUUGUACAUUAUCCUUAUCCGACCAGAGCGCAACAUUAGACAGAGCAUGAUGCCCAUCCGGUACAGUACCAUUAACAAAACGACCGGAUCUGCCCAAUCAUCCAUGAUGGCAGCUGUGAUCGUAACAGCGGCAACGUGCAAUGAAAACGAAAAAGUGAUAAAAAACGUUUCAAAUGAAAAUAUUACAGGCGCAUACUAGAAGUAUUAUUAUUAUUACUGAUAAUAACAUUAAGAAAAGGGAACUAAAAGUAAUGCAGGACAUGUAUUCGAAGAAAAUACCAAAAGGAAUAAAUUGAUUAGUUUAUUUUAAACGAGGACGCCUAAAUAAAGCUAAGAAAAUUACUGAUAAAAUUAUACCACAUAUUGUUUCUCUAUUGUUCCAAAAAAAAGCCGAUACUUUUGAUUAUGAUGCAUAUUUUAAUUAUAAAUCUUUUAAAUAAUUAUAAGAACUAUAUACACAA
Messenger RNA from Uranotaenia lowii, 4094 nucleotides. Its product is annotated as metabotropic glutamate receptor 8-like. Gene Ontology annotation, molecular function: adenylate cyclase inhibiting G protein-coupled glutamate receptor activity. The record is from RefSeq and is a predicted model, not a curated record. The transcript is spliced from 15 exons. Gene Ontology annotation, cellular component: membrane. Gene Ontology annotation, biological process: G protein-coupled receptor signaling pathway. NCBI's taxonomy places the organism in Eukaryota, Metazoa, Arthropoda, Insecta, Diptera, Culicidae. The coding region runs from base 887 to 3832 and encodes 981 amino acids.